Molecule: messenger RNA, 564 nt
Organism: Heteronotia binoei (common prickly gecko)
Lineage: Eukaryota; Metazoa; Chordata; Lepidosauria; Squamata; Gekkonidae
Product: histone H2B 1/2/3/4/6-like
Exons: 1
Coding region: 133-513 (126 amino acids)
Cellular component (GO): nucleosome
Molecular function (GO): DNA binding; protein heterodimerization activity; structural constituent of chromatin
Source: RefSeq, a predicted model, not a curated record
GCCGGCCAAUCGCGGCUGGAGAAUUUGAGUUCUGGCGGGCCUCGGGCUCCUAUAAAUACCAGGGCUCGCAAAAGGCGCUUCCAAUAGCAGCGUUCGCUUUGUAGAAAGAGGAAGUCUUCUAUUUCUGCCAGCAUGCCUGAGCCAGCUAAGUCCGCUCCAGCCCCCAAGAAGGGCUCCAAGAAGGCGAUCACCAAGACCCAGAAGAAGGGCGACAAGAAGCGCAAGAAGAGCCGCAAGGAGAGCUACUCCAUCUACGUGUACAAGGUGCUGAAGCAGGUGCACCCGGACACGGGCAUCUCCUCCAAGGCCAUGAGCAUCAUGAACUCCUUCGUCAACGACAUCUUCGAGCGCAUCGCCGCCGAGGCCUCCCGCCUGGCCCACUACAACAAGCGCUCCACCAUCACCUCCCGCGAGAUCCAGACCGCCGUGCGCCUCCUGCUGCCCGGGGAGCUGGCCAAGCACGCCGUCUCCGAAGGCACCAAGGCCGUCACCAAGUACACCAGCUCCAAAUAACUCGUUUUCCAUCAAUUCCAGGAAAAACCCAAAGGCUCUUUUAAGAGCCAC